Molecule: messenger RNA, 1117 nt
Organism: Malaclemys terrapin pileata
Lineage: Eukaryota; Metazoa; Chordata; Testudines; Emydidae
Product: zinc finger and SCAN domain-containing protein 29-like
Exons: 3
Coding region: 53-640 (195 amino acids)
Source: RefSeq, a predicted model, not a curated record
GCUGCUGGGCGGCCUCCCUGCCUCGCCCCCUAGGGCCGCCGUGGGGGUGACCAUGCCUCCACGCGCCAAGCGAGCCCUAGCAUGGAGCAAUGGCGAGUUGCUGGACCUCAUCAGUGUUUGGGGAGAGGAAGCUGUCCAGUCCCAGCUGCGCUCCAGCCAUAGGAAUUACGAUACCUUCGGGAAGGUAUCAAAGGACAUGAUGGAAAGGGGCCAUGACCGGGACACCCUGCAGUGCAGGAUUAAAGUCAAGGAGCUGUGGAGUGCCUACCGCAAAGCCCACGAUGCAAACGGCCACUCGGGUGCUCCCCGCGCGACCUGCCAAUUCUACAAAGAGCUGGAUGCAAUUCUUGGGGUUAACCCCACCUCUACUCCGAGCACCACCAUGGACACUUCAGAGCCGGUGGGGGGGGGGGGGGGAGGAGGAGGAAAACGGGAGUGGUGGUGGUGGGCCGGAUGGAGACACCCCGGAAUCCCUGGAGCCAUGCAGCCAGGAGCUCUUCUUGAGCCAGGAAGAAGCUGCAUCAACCUUGAGACCUCAGCCGUCCCUCUUAUCGCCUGCUCAGAGACUGCAAAGACUCAGGAAGAGACUGUGAAAAAGCGAAGAAGACAUGCUGCAAGAAGUGAUGCGACAAUCUAUUAAAGAGAAUGAGAAAGCACAGAACUGGAGGGAGAGAGAAAGCAGGAUCCGCCAGGAAAACGCAGCGCACUGGCGGCAAAGCACUGAUAGUCUCAUAAGCAUCCUGGAGCGCCAAGCAGACGCCAUCCAGGAGCUGGUAGCCAUGCAGAAAGAGGAGCAGUACUGCAAACGCCACCCCUCCCUACAGUCCUUGGCCCAAAACUCUUUCCAUUGUGCCCCACUGUCACCUCCAACCCAUUUUCCCCAACUUCCAUGUUCUUCACGCCACCCGCUGCCUCCAACACCAGUAUCUUCACAACCCAGCCCUGAAAACCACGACCCUUACCCUCUGCACCCAACCCCCAUCACCAUGCAGUAUAGCUGUCCUGAAGUGCAGCACUCACUGCACAGCACACCAGACAGGACAUAGGCAAAUCUGUGAUUGUACCAUUCCCCACUCCACCCCAUUGUUUCUUUUCAAUAAAUAAUUUUUUUUUCCUU